UGAAUUUUCUUCGAUAGAGCAGUAAAUUGUCGUUAUCUUAAUUAAUUACAAGUAAUCAAUAUGUUUUGGAAGGAAGUUUUUUUAACGAUCGCUACUCUCAGUGUAGUUUGGUCACAUCCACAUAGUAAUAAAUAUUUAGAAUCUCUUAGCAGUGAAGAACAUGAUCCACAAAAGUUACAAAGCAGUGAAGAACAUUUUGAUUUAAAUUUCAGUGCUACUUUUGCAAAAUCACUUGUUAAAUUGUAUCGUUGGAGUGAAAUAGAAACUACAGACAUAGAUAAAGAUAAAUUAAUCGAAAUAAUUUAUGAGAAAAUAAAUUUAUCGAAAGAACUUUGUAAUCACAGACCCACCACGGAGGAGAAAUUUGAAAAUGCAGUAAAGAAUAUACUUAACGGAGAGUUAAAAAAGGUAUUCGUAAAAAUGUUUAACUCAGAGAAAUUAAUUGAAAAAGUUUCCAAUGGAGACACAGAAUAUUUAGAAAACACGAAUAUAGUGGAACUUAGACAAUUUUCGAAUUAUUUAAGUUUUAUGAUUAUCAUCCAUUCAUUCAAGUAGUUGGAAACAUUGAAAUAUGUAUGUGAGACACAUCUGGACAUGGACACAAAACUAUCUGGAUUUUUCUAUCAACAACGUUUACUCUAAUAUUUUAAUUUCGUGAAUAAUAAAUAAUUGUGACUAAUCAAUACAUAGAUUUAAAAUUUUGUGACUUUUAAUUUGUUUUCAAGUUAAAAUAAAUUAUU
This is a messenger RNA of Chrysoperla carnea, 740 nucleotides long. RefSeq lists its product as uncharacterized. The transcript is spliced from 2 exons. The record is from RefSeq and is a predicted model, not a curated record. NCBI's taxonomy places the organism in Eukaryota, Metazoa, Arthropoda, Insecta, Neuroptera, Chrysopidae. Bases 61 to 555 code for a protein of 164 amino acids.